This is a messenger RNA of Callorhinchus milii (elephant shark), 2146 nucleotides long. Its product is annotated as potassium voltage-gated channel subfamily A member 3. Gene Ontology annotation, molecular function: delayed rectifier potassium channel activity; protein binding. Lineage: Eukaryota; Metazoa; Chordata; Chondrichthyes; Chimaeriformes; Callorhinchidae. The record is from RefSeq and is a predicted model, not a curated record. Gene Ontology annotation, cellular component: membrane; voltage-gated potassium channel complex. Gene Ontology annotation, biological process: protein homooligomerization; potassium ion transmembrane transport.
AGAGGGGAGGGAGAGGGGGAACAGAUAGACAGAUAGAUAGAUAGACAAGAUAGUUAGACCAUGGAUAAACCCCCCUCUCCCUACGAGCUUUGCAGCCAAGGAAAUCAUGAAGGAUGUGAGCGAGUAGUCAUCAAUGUGUCGGGACUGCGUUUCGAGACCCAACUCAAGACUCUCGGCCAGUUCCCGGACAGCUUGUUGGGAGAUCCUCACAGGAGAAUCCGCUACUUCGACCCCCUGAGGAACGAGUACUUCUUCGACAGGAACCGCCCCAGCUUCGACGCCAUCCUCUACUACUACCAGAGCGGGGGCCGGCUGAAGAGGCCGUCCACCAUCCCCCUCGACGUCUUCAUGGAAGAGCUGAGGUUCUACGAGUUGGGCGACGACACCAUCACCAGGUUUCGCGAAGACGAGGGCUUCACCAAAGAGGAGGAACGGCCCCUGCCAGACAAUGAGUUCCAGAGGCAGAUUUGGCUGCUGUUUGAGUACCCGGAGAGUUCAGCCCCGGCCAGGAUCGUGGCUCUCAUCUCGGUCCUUGUCAUCCUCAUCUCCAUCGUCAUCUUCUGCCUGGAGACCCUGCAGUUUAAGGAGGAGAAGGACGCUAUAUUGCCCGUGUACACCAAUCGAGGGAACAACACUCAUGAGUCGAGCAGUCAAAGUGCCUUCCAAGACCCUUUCUUCAUGGUUGAGACGAUGUGCAUUUGUUGGUUCAGCUUCGAGCUCCUGCUCAGGCUGAUAGUUUGCCCCAGCAAGCCCGCCUUCUUCAAGGACAUCAUGAACAUCAUUGACUUUGUGGCCAUUAUUCCCUACUUUGUGGCCCUGGGCACCGAGUUUGCCAGGCAGCGUGGGGUAGCACAGCCGGCCAUGUCCCUUGCCAUCCUCAGGGUCAUCCGUCUCGUGAGGGUCUUUAGGAUCUUCAAGCUAUCCCGGCACUCCACAGGACUGCAGAUCCUGGGUCAGACCCUCAAAGCCAGCAUGAGGGAGCUGGGGCUCCUUAUCUUCUUCCUCUUCAUCGGAGUCAUCCUCUUCUCGAGCUCCGUCUACUUUGCCGAGGCGGAUGAUGCCAACACACUCUUCACCAGUAUCCCCGAGGCCUUCUGGUGGGCAGUUGUCACCAUGACCACUGUGGGGUAUGGAGACAUGUCGCCCAUCACGCUGGGAGGCAAAAUCGUGGGCUCUCUCUGCGCCAUUGCUGGAGUCCUCACCAUCUCCUUGCCCGUACCUGUGAUUGUUUCCAACUUUAGCUACUUCUACCACAGGGAGAUCGAGAGCCAGGAUAACUUCCAAUUUACUCACGUGGUGACUUGCCCCUACCUCCCUCCUGCCAACACCCAAUUGCAAGCGCUGACAGAGAAGAGUACGGAGAUGGACGAGGACCUUAUCGACCACCUUUGUGACCCGAUUCAGAACGAUAUCUUGGAUGGGUUUUGCACCAAUGACAAUGGACAGCUACAGAACAGAAAGCCCUUAACCACCCAAGUCUGACAUCAGCCUCGUUGCCCGUCCAGUCUCCUUGAAAGAAACGUCAAUGCAAAGCACCAAUGCACCACCACUCAACUGCUCUUACUCCAGGGCAAAGGGGGAAACCCUACAACGCUUAAUUCCAAGAGUGUUGGGACUUCAUUGCCUUUCAGUCUUCGCACCCGAACCUGUGCUUAUCUGAACGAGAGGAAGGCAAACCUCUCAUACUUAAAAUCCCGAUUGAUCUACUUGCUGAGGUUUGGGAAGGGGAGAGGUGUGGGGGGGGAGAGAGGGAGCAGUUACAGCGUUAACUGUUUAAUAUCUCCAAAGCGCAAACGACUCGGGACGUUACACGUUCGAUGGUUGAAGCGUUCAGAGAAGCAAAGGAAUCAAUCGCCCCCGUUUCUUACCGCCCGUCGGAUUUUCGGAGAUGAACCGGUUUCUGUUUUUAUUUAUUUUUUAAAAAAUUGUACAGUCCCGCAGGUUGAACAGUGCAUGGGUGUUUUACUGCUAUUUAUUUCCUUCAGCUCGAUUCGGAACAAAAAAAAAAGGACUCGGCAGUCUCUUGCCAGUGAGUAAUGUUUAUCAUUCUAACUUGCAUCAAACAGCAUGUAAAAAAAAAUCAAUGGCUGUGCGUUCUGUCAGAAGAAUGAUUCUCAACUUUCAAUUAAAAACAGAGUAAAGUAGA